AGCAGUUUAUGGGAAUAGACGAUGUCAAUGUACUCUCCUUAUGAUCCCAUAAUGGAAGGGGAGUGUGGCCAAAUUGCCACGUCUGCUGUUCUCAUUCCUCUGUUGCUUCUGUGGAAAGUUGCAAAUCAUCCUCUGAUCCACAGCAUCCAACUGGAAUUUAAAUUUCAGAACUGGAUCUAGUUGGAAUCAAAGAGAAUUAAUUCCAUAAUAAUUAGGUGGGUGUUGGUAUUCCUUCUCAGUAAGCCUUACAGAAGCUUGGUGCAGAGCCAAGUGGCUCCUGGGAGGCUGUGUCUCCAGGGGAGGCAAUAUUUUCCAGUGGACGGGCCUUUCAUUACCAAGCUCUGCCUCACCUCUAAUGGGUCAACCGCAGGGCUUCCACGAACUCAGGAAAGUGCUCUGUGUUCUAAAAAAAAGGCUGGAAUCCAUGCUUUCCCCUUGGGCUACAAGUGAAACAAUAACAGGAACUUCUCCACCCACCUCUGUCUGCCUCAGGUAGUUGAGGUUUUGGAAGUGAGUUGAUUGUUUUUCAGUCUUAGGAAGAUCCUGAUCUCUCUUUUAUCCAGCCCCCUCCAAAACAAACAUACCUGGGCCUGUGUGGGUCCUCAGAGGCACAGCCCUGGCUGUUGGCUUUGGCACGUCCCUGACUCCCUAAGAGAAGACGUGGAUGCCCCAUCCACGAAAUAGCACAGACCUCCCACAGAUAGUUCUCCUAAGCCCUUUGCUGGGCAUAGGGGAAUGGGGGCAAAUAAUUCUCAUAGGAGUUGGAUUCUCAUCACCUAGAACAGAGCCUGGCAAGAGGUGGGAACUCAAUGGGAUCAUAUGUUUGUGGAAUAAAUGAGUGUGUGUCACAUGACUCCAGUUUGCAGGCCAGCUUGUCACUGUUCUCUCUCCAGGCAAAUACCCCCUUGACCUUCAACCUUCUUCCCUUCUGAAGUUUUGCAGCUCAAUUCCGCCAAUAUUUUUUGAACUGGGGGUUUAGAAAAGUAAAGAAGGCACAAUCUACUAACUAUUAAAUACUGAGUAGUUAAAAAAAAUGCAGACCUGGGAUCAAGUCCUACUUCUCCAUUUAUCUUUUUUCUGUUUCCCCAGACAGAGUCUCUCUGUUGCCCAGGCUGGAGUGCAGUGGUGCAAACACAGCUCAUUGCAGCCUUGACCUCCUGGGCUCAAGCAAUCCUCCCACCUUGGCCUCUGGAGUGGCUAGACUCCAGACACAUGCCACCAUGCCUGGCUAAUUUUUUAAAACUAUGUUUUGUAGAGAUAGGGUCUCACUAUGUUGUCCAGGCUGGUUUCGAACUCCUAGGCUCAAGUGGCCCUCCUCCCUGCCUCCCAAAGUGCUGGGAUUAUAGGCGUGAGUCACUGCGCCUGGGCUCCAUUUAUCUUUUUGAUAACAGGAAGGUCACUUAACGUCUCUGAGCCUACAGCUCCUCAUUAUAAAUGGGUAAUAGUAUCUAUCUCAAAAGAUUGUGGUGAAAAUGAAAUAACACAUAUUACUUAGCACAAUGUCUGGCACCUAGUAAGCACUCAAUACAUGAUAAUAAUAACUACUAACAUUGGAUUCAUGCUAGGCACUAUUCUAGGUGCUGAGGUUAGAGGACUACAUAAGAAAAUGACAAUUCUACAAUAUACAUGUAAACAAACUGGACAAUUCAACUAGUGACACAUAUCAUGAACAAAUAAGAUAGAUGAUGGGAAUGCGUGGGGGGCAGUGUCAAGAAACUCCCCCCCUACUAGAACACCUAGUGUUCUAGGUGAUGAGAAAUCCCUCCCCACCCCCAACUCAGUGAUAUCUGAACUGAGACCUGGAUGAUAAGGAGAAGCCAACCAGUGAAAAGUCAAGGGAAGAAUAUCCCAGACAGAGGGAAGGGCUAGUCCAGAGACCUGGAGGCAGGAAUGUGCAGGCAGUCAGAGACCAGCCAAAGCCAACAUCCAGGCAUGAGCUCUGUACAUUCCAGGAGUGGCACAACCAGGCCGGCAUGGCUGGAAUGAGGCAAGGAGGACAGCAACAGCAAGAAAUGAGGCUGGAGAUGCUGGUAUGUGUGACCAUGAAUGUCAUUAGGAUGAGUUUAGCUUUUAUUAUAAGAGUGAUGGGAAGUCCCCAGGGAGUUGAAGCCAAGGAAUAAGAUAACCACUCUGGCUGCCUGUGGAGAAAAUGAAGUGUGGGGAGAAGAGUGAGAGCAGGAACAUUGGUCAGUCGGCUAUUGUAGUGAUCCAGGCACGGAUGAUAGUGUCUUGGACUACAGUGAUAGUGAGAACAGGGAGAAAAGAGCAGAUGUGUACAUGUUUGAAUCAGAGCAAAUGGAGAUGAGGGAGGUGAGGCAGUGUGUGAAGAAAAAAAGGACACACAGGAAUGAUCUUAGGUUUUCAGCCUGAGAGACUGGGUGGAUUUUCUGAGAUGGAGAGGAAUGGGUUUUGGGGAAAACACCAAAAGAAAACUCUUAUACAAGGCAGGCUGGAAUACCACACAGUGACAGUACCAAGUGCAAAGGGGGAGUGGCAAGAGAGAGUGGCUAACUCUGGAGCUAAGGGGAAUGUGGGAGGGUUAGGUGGAGAAUGGAAUUGGAACUGAGCCUUGCAGGACUGGAGAUGGGAGGGCUGCUGGUCCGGGUGAAAGGAGUGGUUUGAACCUAAGUUUGGGGCAUGAGCAGGUACAAUAAGCUCAUUUUCAAAUUUACACAUUUGUUCCUGUCAGCUAAGAAAACUGAAAUUUAGAAAGGUCAAAUAACUUGCCAAAAUAAAAUGUGGUAGAUAUACACCGUGGAAUACUAUGCAGCCAUAAAAAAGGAACAAGAUCCUGUCCUUUGCAGGGACGUGGAUGGAACUGGAAGCCAUUAUCCUCGGCAAACUAACAGAGAAACAGAAAACCAAACACCGCAUAUUACCACUUAUAAGUGGGAGCUGAAUGAGGACAGCACAUACACACACUGGGGUCUGUUGGAGCGUAGAGUGAGGUGGGAGGAGGGAGAGCAUCAGGAAGAAUAGCUAAUGGAUGCUGGGCUUAAUACUUAGGUGAUGGGAUGAUCUGUGCGACAAACCACCAUGGCACACAUUUACCUAUGUAACAAACCACAUCCUGCUCAUAUACCCCGAUCUUAAAAUAAAAGUUGGAAAUUAAAAACAAGCAAAAAAACUUGCCUAAGGUGAUACAGUCAGAAAGUGAUAAAACAAAGAUCCUCCCUCCAAAGCAGAAGUGCUGAAUGGUGGAACUGAGCACAGAAAUACAGAGCAGCAGAAGGGGCCGGAAGAUUGGAAAGUUGAGGUUGGGCCAGAUUCUGAAGGGCCUGGAGUGCCAGUAUGAAGAGACUGGACCUUAUUUUGUAGGCAUGGAUGAAGAGCAUCCAUUGUAGGCUGUGCAAUGGGCAAGUGGCACGAUCAGCAUUGUGAUUUUGGAAAGUGCACUUGGUUAGAUAGAUGGGCUAGACUGGAUAACACUUCAUAACAUUUAUUCAUUUAUUUUAAUAAUCGUGUCCGUCGCUAUACUAGGUACUGGAGUUAUAAUGACAAGCAAAAACAGACAAAAUCCUAGCCCACAUGGAAGAACUUGACAAAGUAAUCAAAUAAGCACACAAAUAGUGUAGAAACGGAACACUGAGUGGCAAGUACGUGGUGCUGAGAUCACUCAGUUGCCAGGAUUUGACCUACGAUGGGGACCGACCUAGAAUUCCCUGCUGAGAACUGGACAUCCAUUGACCCCGGUUCUAGGCCAUCCACUGUGAGCUAGGGCAAGUCAAUUGCCUCUCUGCACCUCAGUUUCCCCAUUUAUGAAGAAAGAGGCACUAGAUAAUUCAAUUUUCCUCCAACUCUAACGAUCUGGGUUUUUUUUCUCCCAAGACCACAGAUCUGUAUCCCACUACAAGGGUACUAACUGGUACCCAGUAUCCUGACAUUAGAGGAGUAAUUCCGCCACCGCCUCUCCCUACUGGGAAGAGUCGGUCGGUUCCCCGUUGUCAGGGCAACCGCCUGGCCACCGCCCCUCCUCUCCUUUCCUGCGGCUCCUCUGCGGAAACUCAGGGGGCUACGCCAGCAAUUACGUCACUAUCAUGCGUCCCACUUGCCAGGUUACAACAUGGCUACCACAGCAACACCCCACCCAGGCUUCUCACUAAAUAUCCCAACCUGACCACCGCUUGGGCCCACUCCACCUCAGGAAAAGGAGGAACAUUAGCGCCGGUACAGCCGCCAAGACUUCCGGAAGCUCCAUCAAUCACUUAGCUCUCCUGGUCUCUCGGGUAGGCAUCCGCCCCCCGCUCCCAUCGUCACUUCCGUUGGCCGACAGCGCCCAAGAUUGACAGGCGCGGACGUCCAGUCAGAUGCGGGCCCAGCCACAAAGCCGAAACGAGGGGCGGGUUUGAGAGCGGAAAGCCCCACCCCUUGCCUGCGUGUGACGUCAGAAUCGCCAUGGCCAGCUAUCCGUACCGGCAGGGCUGCCCAGGAGCUGCGGGACAAGCACCAGGAGCCCCUCCGGGUAGCUACUACCCUGGACCCCCCAAUAGUGGAGGGCAGUAUGGUAGUGGGCUACCCCCUGGUGGUGGUUAUGGGGGUCCUGCCCCUGGAGGGCCUUAUGGACCACCAGCUGGUGGAGGGCCCUAUGGACACCCCAAUCCUGGGAUGUUCCCCUCUGGAACUCCAGGAGGACCAUAUGGCGGUGCAGCUCCAGGGGGCCCCUAUGGUCAGCCACCUCCAAGUUCCUACGGUGCCCAGCAGCCUGGGCUUUAUGGACAGGGUGGCACCCCUCCCAAUGUGGAUCCUGAGGCCUACUCCUGGUUCCAGUCGGUGGACUCAGAUCACAGUGGCUAUAUCUCCAUGAAGGAGCUAAAGCAGGCCCUGGUCAACUGCAAUUGGUCCUCAUUCAAUGAUGAGACCUGCCUCAUGAUGAUAAACAUGUUUGACAAGACCAAGUCAGGCCGCAUCGAUGUCUACGGCUUCUCAGCCCUGUGGAAAUUCAUCCAGCAGUGGAGGAACCUCUUCCAGCAGUAUGACCGGGACCACUCAGGCUCCAUUAGCUACACAGAGCUGCAGCAAGCUCUGUCCCAAAUGGGCUACAACCUGAGCCCCCAGUUCACCCAGCUUCUGGUCUCCCGCUACUGCCCACGCUCUGCCAAUCCUGCCAUGCAGCUUGACCGCUUCAUCCAGGUGUGCACCCAGCUGCAGGUGCUGACAGAGGCCUUCCGGGAGAAGGACACAGCUGUACAAGGCAACAUUCGGCUCAGCUUCGAGGACUUCGUCACCAUGACAGCUUCUCGGAUGCUAUGACCCAGCCAUCUGUGGAGAGUGGAGUGCACCAGGGACCUUUCCUGGCUUCUUAGAGUGAGAGAAGUAUGUGGACAUCUCUUCUUUUCCUGUCCCUCUAGAAGAACAUUCUCCCUUGCUUGAUGCAACACUGUUCCAAAAGGGGGUUGAGAGUCCUGCAUCAUAGCCACCAAAUAGUGAGGACGGGGCUGAGGCCACACAGGUAGGGGCCUGAUGGAGGAGAGGAUGGAAGUUGAAUGUCCUGAUGGCCAUGAACAGUUGAGUGGCACAGCCUGGUACCAGGAGCAGGCCCUUGGAAUGGAGUUAGUGUCCAGUCAGCUGAGCUCCACCCUGAUGCCAGUGGUGAGUGUUCAUCGGCCGUUACUGUUAGUACCUGUGUUCCCUCACCAGGCCAUCCUGUCACACGAGCCCAUUUUCUCUGAAGUGGAAUCUGACCAAGCAUGAGAGAGAUCUGCCUAUGGGACCAGUGGCUUGGAUUCCGCCAUACCCAUAAAUCCUUGUGUGUUAACUUCUAGCUGCCUGGGGCUGGCCCUGCUCAGACAAGUCUGCUCCCUGGGCAUCUUUGGCCAGGCUUCUGCCCUCUGCAGCUGGGACCCCUCACUUGCCUGCCAUGCUCUGCUUGGCUUCAGUCUCCAGGAGACAGUGGUCACCUCUCCCUGCCAAUACUUUUUUUACUUUGCAUUUUUUUUUCAUUUGGGGCCAAAAGUCCAGUGAAAUUGUAAGCUUCAAUAAAAGGAUGAAACUCUGGA
Symphalangus syndactylus (siamang) is the source of this 5996-nucleotide messenger RNA. It is a transcript of the gene PEF1, whose product is annotated as penta-EF-hand domain containing 1. Gene Ontology annotation, biological process: COPII vesicle coat assembly. Lineage: Eukaryota; Metazoa; Chordata; Mammalia; Primates; Hylobatidae. Gene Ontology annotation, molecular function: calcium ion binding. The record is from RefSeq and is a predicted model, not a curated record.